Vidua chalybeata is the source of this 1303-nucleotide messenger RNA. Its product is annotated as 2-acylglycerol O-acyltransferase 2-B-like. Gene Ontology annotation, biological process: triglyceride biosynthetic process; diacylglycerol biosynthetic process. The annotation marks the transcript as partial. Gene Ontology annotation, cellular component: endoplasmic reticulum membrane. The record is from RefSeq and is a predicted model, not a curated record. The transcript is spliced from 7 exons. NCBI's taxonomy places the organism in Eukaryota, Metazoa, Chordata, Aves, Passeriformes, Viduidae. Gene Ontology annotation, molecular function: diacylglycerol O-acyltransferase activity.
AAUCGCUCCGGAGCGGGCAAGGAGCGAGCUCCCAGUUCAUCCCAGUUCAUCCCAGUUCAUCCCAGUUCAUCCCAGUUCGGCCCAGUGAGCUCCCAGUGCGGCCCAGUUCAGCCCAGUUCAUCCCAGUGCGGCCCAGUGAGCUCCCAGUUCAUCCCAGUGAGCUCCCAGUGCAUCCCAGUGAGCUCCCAGUGCAUCCCAUUCGCCCCCCUGCGCGUCCCCCUGCGGCGCCGCCUGCAGACCCUGGCCGUGCUGCAGUGGGUCUUCUCCUUCCUCCUCCUCGGCCAGCUGUGCACCGUGCUCUUCGUGCUCGCCCUCCGCUCGCCCCUGUGGCUCCCGGCGCUGCUCUACGGGCUCUGGCUGCUGGCGGACCGCGACACGCCCCGCCGCGGGGGGCGCCCUUGCGCCUGGGUGCGCUCCUGGCCCGUCUGGAACCACUUCCGGGACUACUUCCCCAUCUCGCUGAUCCGCACGGCGCCGCUGGAGCCGGGCCGCAAUUACCUGUUCGCCUUCCACCCGCACGGGGUCCUGGCCGCCGGAGCCUUCGGCAAUUUCUGCACGGACGCCACCGGCUUCGGCCGCCUCUUCCCGGGGCUGCGCCCGCGGCUCCUGGCGCUGCCCUGCUGGUUCCGCCUGCCGCUGCUGCGCGACUACGCCCUGGCGGGCGGGCUCGUGUCCUCGGAGGCCGCGAGCCUGGAGCACCUGCUGGGCCAGCCCGGGGGGGGCCUGGUGGCCGUGCUGGCCCCGGGCGGCGCCGCGGAGGCGCUGGAGGCGCGGCCGGGAGCGCUGCGGCUGCGGCUGCUGCGCCGCACCGGCUUCGUCAGGAUCGCCCUCAAACACGGCGCGCCGCUCGUGCCCGUGUUCAGUUUUGGGGAGAACGAGCUGUUCCGGCAGGUGCCGAACCCGCCGGGCUCGCGGCUGCGGCGGCUCCAGGCGCGGCUCCAGCGCCUCCUGGGGGUGGCGCUGCCGCUGUUCCACGCCCGCGGCGUCUUCCAGUACAGCGCGGGGCUGCUGCCCUUCCGCCGGCCCAUCCACACCUGGGGUCCCCGCUGGAGCUGCCGCGGGUGCCGGAGCCGCCGCCGGAGCUGGUGGAGCUCUGGCACCGGCGCUACCGCGAGCGGCUCCGGGAGCUCUUCGAGGCGCACAAGGAGAAAUUCGGGGUCCCCCGCGAGCGCCGCCUCAGCUUCGUCUGAACCCCCCCCCCAAAAAAAAAAAACCACCCCAAAAAUUUGGGGGCACCCCAAAAUCUCUGUGCCCCGAGAAACGGGGUGAAAGCGCCAAUAAACGGGUUGAAAAUGAGGCGUAA